Pterocles gutturalis (yellow-throated sandgrouse) is the source of this 1703-nucleotide messenger RNA. RefSeq names its product neuropilin and tolloid-like protein 1. The coding region runs from base 1 to 1167 and encodes 388 amino acids. Gene Ontology annotation, molecular function: protein binding. NCBI's taxonomy places the organism in Eukaryota, Metazoa, Chordata, Aves, Pterocliformes, Pteroclidae. The transcript has 8 exons. The record is from RefSeq and is a predicted model, not a curated record.
AUGUAUGUGGCUCAGGAGAAGCUUAAUGCAGAGUAUCCGGAUUUUAAGGACCUUGGCGUUUUGAAACCCUUGCCAGUUUGUGAGUUUGAGAUGGGAGGACCUGAAGGAAUUGUGGAAUCAAUACAAAUUAUCAAAGAAGGAAAAGCUUCUGAAACUGAAGCAGUAGACUGUAAAUGGUACAUCCGAGCACCACCCCAGUCCAAGAUCUAUUUGAGAUUCUUGGACUAUGAGAUGCAGAAUUCCAAUGAAUGCAAAAGGAAUUUUGUAGCUGUCUAUGAUGGAAGUAGCUCCGUGGAGGAUUUGAAAGCAAAGUUUUGCAGCACUGUUGCUAAUGACGUAAUGCUACGGACAGGUCUCGGUGUAAUCCGCAUGUGGGCAGAUGAAGGCAGUCGAAGCAGCCGGUUCCAGAUGCUCUUCACGUCUUUCCAAGAACCCCCUUGUGAAGCCAACACAUUCUUUUGCCACAGUAAUAUGUGUAUAAAUAAUACAUUGGUCUGCAAUGGACUCCAGAAUUGUGUAUAUCCUUGGGAUGAAAACCACUGCAAAGAAAAAAGAAAAGCUAACCUAUUGGACCAACUUACCAAUACCAGUGGGACUAUAAUUGGGGUGACUUCUUGCAUUGUGAUCAUCCUCAUUGUUAUCUCUGUUAUAGUACAGAUCAAGCAGCCUCGUAAAAAAUUUGUCCAAAGGAAAACAGACUUUGAUCAAACGGUGUUCCAGGAGGUGUUUGAGCCUCCUCAUUAUGAGUUGUGCACCCUCAGAGGGACAGGGCCUACAGCUGACCUUGCCGAUGUUGCAGAUGACUUUGAAAAUUAUCAUAAACUGCGGAGAUCAUCUUCAAAAUGCAUUCAUGACCAUCACUGUGGAUCACAAGUGUCUAGCAUUAAGGGCAGCCGUAGUAACCUCAGCACAAGAGAUGCUUCUGUCUUGACAGAAAUACAACCCCAGCCUGUAAAACCACUCAUUCAACCCAUGAACAGGAGAAAUAUCCUUGUCAUGAAGCAUAGCUACUCACAAGAUGCUGCAGAUGCGUGUGAGAUAGACGAAAUUGAAGAGGUACCAACCACAAGUCACAGGCUGUCCAGACAUGAUAAAGCUGUUCAGCGGUUCUGCCUCAUUGGGUCUCUAAGCAAACAUGAGUCUGAGUACAACACAACUAGGGUCUAAGAGACAAACUUGAGACUGCUUGAGAAUAGCACGCUCCUGGGUGAUUUUGAACAUGCUACAAUGAAAUGUGAAACUAUCGACCUUGGAAACACCAGCUAGAGGUUUUAUGGACUACCUGACCAGCUAUUCUCAUAUCAUAACAAAAUUCAGCAGUGUUGAGUAAAUUACUAGAAGGCAAUAAGACUUUGGAUAUUAUGCUUAUUGGUCAUUUCACUUUUUCUUUUUCUGUCUUCUUUUCGUUGCAAGUUAAAUUCCCAAUUUCAGGAACAAUUUAUUGAAAUCAGGUAUUUAGCCAUUCAUAAUCACUUCAAUAGAAAUGUUUGUUGGAUAAGCAUCUAGCAAUAUGACUGAAUUUGCAUUGAGAAAAUAAUCUGCAUGUAUGUUACUGAGUAUUUGAGUUGGAAAAAAAUCCCUUUACUAGACACAUUGUAAAAAGCAUGCAUUCACAAUUAUUGCUGUUACUGUCCCAUUUCUGUGUCAUAUGCUUGCUACUUGUAACUUUUUUAUAUAAAGAUACAUAAAACAAUGUAUAAUAA